AUGAAUGCGUGCGUAGAGGAGGUUCGAGCAAAUAACCGCAACGCUGGUUAUUUGUCGGACAUAGGACAAGCUAAUUUGCAUAAAAAGUUCAACGAACGCUCUGGGAGAAACUAUUCGACCCGGCAAAUCAAAAAUAGGUGGGGUGUAUGUAGAAGCGAGUACAACACAUGGAAGACAUUGAUCCAGCAAGCAUCUGGCUUAGGAAGAGAUGAGCAUACACACACUAUUGCAGCUACAAAUGAGUGGUGGGCAUUGGAGAUAAAGGCACAUCCAGAAGCUGCCAAGUUUCGCUAUGCUCCACUAGCGGAGGAGGAAAAAAUGUCAGAGGUUUUCGAUACUACUUGUGUCACAAAUGAGCAUGCGAGGGUGCCAACUCCCUCAUAUCAAGGUGAUCCCUCUCGAAUCAGUUUGGAGGAUGACUCAGGGUGUGAUAGUCAUGAAGGCCAAGUUACCCCUGUUCAAAAUCGAGCCAAGGGUGGGAAGAAGAGGGCGUGUCCUUAUUCGCCAAGUCCAAAGAUGAAUGACAAGUGGACAAGUGAGAAUGCUAAAAAUGAGUCUUUUGUACGCAUGGUGGACAUCUUUGGUGCAAGAGACAAGAGGGAUAGAGAUGUAGAGGAGAGUGUGGAUCCAACAAGAGAAGAGAUUAAACAAAUGAUGGCCAUGGUGGAAGCGGAUGGUGCAAAACCAGGAAGUGAUGAGCAUUUCUAUGCUACAUUUCUUUUCAUGGAAAAGAAAUAUCGUGAUGUUUUCUCCACUUUCACGGCUCAUGAAUCUGUUGCAAGGCUUGGAUGGAUAAAGAGGAUGUGGGAGCUCAAUAAUAAGUAGAACAUCUAUGUUUUAAUUGCUUUCUACCAGACUAUUUACUUGUAAUGUUGUGAGCUAAGCUACUUGCUUUGGAGGUGUACUUUUGUGAACUAAGCUAUUUGCUUUG
Molecule: messenger RNA, 931 nt
Organism: Triticum aestivum (bread wheat)
Lineage: Eukaryota; Viridiplantae; Streptophyta; Magnoliopsida; Poales; Poaceae
Product: zinc finger CCCH domain-containing protein 43-like
Exons: 3
Coding region: 1-825 (274 amino acids)
Source: RefSeq, a predicted model, not a curated record